Trichoderma virens Gv29-8 is the source of this 4533-nucleotide messenger RNA. RefSeq lists its product as uncharacterized. Bases 1 to 4533 code for a protein of 1510 amino acids. The transcript has 8 exons. Gene Ontology annotation, molecular function: catalytic activity; phosphopantetheine binding. The record is from RefSeq and is a predicted model, not a curated record. Lineage: Eukaryota; Fungi; Ascomycota; Sordariomycetes; Hypocreales; Hypocreaceae.
AUGGCAUCCCGUCUCGAGUUUCAUUACGUUACCCCGAGGCCUUUGAGAAAGUCCGUGUACGCGGGCUUCGAUUCCAGGAUACUGAAAGCUCAGAUGGUCCAAAGCCUUGUUCAAUCAUUUGAGCCUGUUCUACAACAGCUAAGCAAGGCGAGUCCGGCUGAGGAGAUAUCGAGCAUUGAUAUCAUGACAGCUCAAAAUAUGGAGAGGACAUGGAAUUGGAACAAUGAUCUGCCGAAGGCGAUGGACUGCUGCCUUCACACCUUAAUUGGAGAUCAAAUCCGCGCUGCUCCGACUUCGCCUGCUGUCCAUGCUUGGGACGCCACAUUGUCAUAUGAGCAGCUGGAUCGCCUCUCCUCUAAGUUGGCAUGGCGGCUGCACGAUCUGGGCUUGUCACCAGGCGAGAUCGUUCCGCUCUCUUUUGAGAAGUCGGCAUGGAUUAUUGUAUCAAUCCUAGCCGUGGUUAAGGGAGGAGAUUGUCAUAGCAUGAGCUUACGCCUCGCUGACACAGUCAUCCCUGUCUCAGCAAGUCUAGCCUCCGACCUGGAAGAUCAAGCAGAACGACAGUUGAAUAGCCCAACACCAGACUCAAUUUUGUAUGUCGCAUUUACGUCUAGCAGCACUAGAGUACCCAAGGGAGCACAAGUCAGCCAUAGAAAUUUUGCCUCUGCCAUGCAUCAUCAGACGAAACAGUUUGCCUACAAGAAAAGUUGGCGGGUUUUCGACUUUGCUUCGUAUAGCUUCGACAUGUCUAUUUUUGGAAUUCUCUACACACUCGCUGCGGGCGCUUGCCUUUGCAUCCCCAAUGACGAAGAUCGGAAGAGUGAAUUACCAAAGUCCAUCAGCGACAUGCAGGCAGAUUCCGUCAUUCUUACUCCCUCUGUGCUGAGGACUUUAGACCCAAAAGAGGUAUCUUGCCUCAAGUUAAUCAUGUCCAUUGGUGAGCCCUUGUGUAGAGAUGAUGUGAUUCCAUGGGUAGACGCCAGGGUGCAGCUUGUCAAUGCGUAUGGCCCAGCAGAAUGUACCCCAGUCAGUACCAUCAACAGCAAUGUAGGCGAGGGCGAAGGAAAUCCACAUAUUGGCCGCGGUUUGGGGCAUAUCACUUGGGUUGCAGAUGCCGAGGAUCAUAAUUGCUUGGUUCCAAUUGGCAAAGUUGGUGAGCUGUUGCUUGAAGGACCACUUGUUGGCCGUGGGUAUGUAGGAAACCUGGAGAAGACACAGGCUGUUUUCAUCGAAGACCCAUCCUGGCUACUAGUGGGAACCACAGAACACGCCGGAAGGCACGGUCAUUUGUACAAAACGGGAGAUCUUGUCAGCUAUAAUGACGAUGGCACCCUGAACUACAUCGGCCGAAAGGACAACCAAGUCAAAAUCCGCGGCCAACGAGUCGAGCUUGGAGAAGUUGAGCAUCAUGUCAAACAAUGCGUAGCUGAUGCUGCCCAGGUUGUAGCGGAGGUUGUGUUGAACGGAGACAGCAAUACCUAUACUGGUCGCUUUUGUUACAAAAACCGUCUCGAGCCCGACGUCGAGAGAGCUCUCACAGAACACCUACCCUCAUACAUGAUCCUAGUGGCAAUUUUUCAUUUGGAGGAAAUGCCCAUGACAGCCACUCAAAAGACCGAUCGCAAGAAGCUCCGCAUUAUCGGAUCGGAGCUUUUGGCAAAGCAGCUCGCAGAACGACGGACAAGCUCACCGAAACUCAAACAGCAGCCAUCGUCUCCAAUAGAAGUCCAGCUACGAAGUAUAUGGGCACAAGUUCUCAAUGUCGAUGAAUCAGAUAUUGGCGUCGAUAGUAGCUUUUUACAACUUGGCGGUGAUUCUAUCACUGCGAUGCGAGUCUCCUCACUAGCUCGAGUUAGUUUCAUCAACAUCAGUAGCGCAGAUGUCCUGCGUGUCAAGACCAUAUCGAAGCUGGCGGCAGAUUCAGCUGUCGCCUGUCCUCUUGCAAGCUAUUCUGUCCAGCCAUUUAAUGAUGUAGACAAGACUUUCCCGUUAAGUCCCAUGCAGAACCUCUAUAUGCAUCUCCAACCGUCUCCGAACCUGCCUCAUGAUCAAAACUUCUUCCUUCGUUUGAAGACAAAAAGGUCUCCAGUUGUUAUUGAGGCAGCAAUUGAAGUUUUGGUUGAGCGACAUAGCAUACUGCGCGCGCGGUUCUUUCAAGACAAUGAGGGAACAUGGCAACAGAAAAUUAGCCAAGAUAUCUCUAGGUCAAUUUACAUAUGCACCAAAGAAGCAAACCAUGACAAUAUCGCUGAUGCUAUCGCACAAUGUCGCGACCGCCUUGACAUUAUGAAAGGGCCGUUGGUUGGAGUUUGUAUUAUCGACGAGGGUGAUGAUCAGGCUUUGUUUCUCUCGAUCCAUCAUCUUGUGAUUGACUUGGUGUCUUGGAGAGUGCUGUUGCGCGAUCUGGAGUCUAUUUUGACCUCCAAGGACAAUGUAGCCUCUGCGUCGCUGAAUUUUCAGACAUGGGCAUCACUGCAAGAACAGUAUGCUGCGGUCUGCUUGGAAACGCAACCAAUCAGUCCAGGCAAACCAAAAGCAGACCAUCUCGAAUACUGGGGAGUAGAGUCUCUUUUAAAUAAGUCUGAUAGUAUUCUCACCAGGACUUUUGCACUCAGUAUCCAGGAAACCUCAUCCAUUUUGGGACACUGUAAUGAUGCAUUCGGAACACGACCAGUAGAGCUCAUGAUAGCGGCGAUCAUUCACUCGUUCAGGUCAAGAUUUCCAGUUUGUCAAAGUCCCACAGUCAUAAAUGAGAGCCAUGGUCGUGAGCCAUGGGACAAUUCCAUGGAUGUUUCUGACAGUGUUGGCUGGUUUACAACCAUGUCUCCAGUGCAGGUGGCUUGCGACGUAAAUUCCAGCCUGGAAGAUGUAAUACGAUUAACAAAAGAUCUGAUGCGCAACCAACCACAGAACGGAUGGACAAAUUUCACAUCUCUCUGCAAAGACGCUUCUGGAGCCAAGGAGCUUGCCAAGCGGUUUCCAGUGGAGAUUUUAUUCAACUACGCUGGAAUCUAUCAGCAACCCGAGCAUGACGACGCAUUCUUUGAAAGGCUUGAAUUGCCCCAUGGUUGUGAUCCUCUUACCCGUCUGGAGGUUCAAAGAUUUGCCUUGUUCGAUAUUGGGGUACGGGUAGAGAAGUGCGCCCUCAUUGUAUCGGUUGCUUACAAUAAAUACAUGAGCCGUCAAGGCGAAAUUUGUAACUGGGUCGACAAUUUACAGGGCACGCUGACAAAUAUGUCGAGUGAGCUGCCUACGAGCAUCCCUCACUGGACCCUUUCAGAUUUCCCACUCGCGUUCCAGACAUACGACGAGAUUCAAGAAUUCUCCCAGUAUCAUCUGAACCGACUUGGUAUCAAACACGGCGAUGUUGAGGAUAUCUUUCCUUGUUCCCCCUUCAGCAGGGCUAAGUUUACCGUCGAAGUGAAAAUAGGGUCCGGAUCAGGAACGCUAGACAUUUCCAAACUUGAGAUGGCAUGGAAAGAAGUGGUCCGUAAACAUGCACUAUUGCGAUCUCUUCUGAUCAACAAAACUGGCAAACCGAGACACACACUUCACGUUGUUCUCAAGGAUCCAGUGCCUUCCAUCUAUCGCAUACCGAGACAAGAUCCAAAUUCCCAGUGGACACUUCAGCAUGAGACAAGUGAGACUUACGGGCACGAAGAAUUGCAACACCAUCUUGUCAUACACGAGAUCGAUGCAACGACAGCCCAUAUAGAGCUGCACAUUAGCCACGCUAUCAUAGAUGGUUUCUCGCUGCAAAAUCUCUGGAAAAAUCUUCAGGAAGCCUACAAUGUCUCUCAGAGCCCUACGGGAUCUUAUAGAGACUUUGCUGAGUAUCUGGGAUCGCAACCCAAAGAUGCGGCUGCUGACUUCUGGUCUAAACAUCUCCAAAAUGCUACACCCUGUAUCUUACCAGCUUCAGAAGGUGGCCGAGACUCAACUGUUUUUGAAAAUAUUCCGGUUCCCAUUGAAUCGAAUGAUCUAAUAAAAGAAUUUUGUAGCACCUCGGAGAUUACAACCGCAACAUUGAUCCAGGUUGCGUGGGCCAUGGUUCUGAGGCUGUAUACUGGCAGUAUAUCGCCCUGCUUUGGCAAUAUCUUUGGCCCUCUUGUUGGUAUGGCGCCAUGUCUGGUUUCUUUUGAAAACUCAACAGCGGUGCUUGAGGUCUUGAAGGCCGCUCAACAAGAUUACCUUGACAGCCUGCCUCACCAACAUGUUCCUCUGAGGGAGAUUCACCAUAUGCUGGGUCUAAAAAAGAAGGCGCUUUUUAACAGUAUCAUCAGCUUUCAGAGAUCAUGGAGCGUAGAAGAUCAGAACGGUCUGUCAGUGCAUCAUCUCGAUGCCUUUGGUCCAAACGAGUAUGACGUUACCGUGCGCGUAAGUGAUGGAUUUGCUGGGACUGUGGUGAAGUUGACUUUCCUGCCAACUUUCCUCAGUCCCGAGGAGAAGCGCGAGAUGGCUCGUGUGUUUGGAAAGGCGAUCAGUGCAAUUGUUGCUAAUCCCUUGCGCAAGGUUGAGGAUAUUGACCUUUGA